AUGGCAGCUCACUCUCAUCGUGCUAGCUCACUCUUAUCGUGCCAGCUCACUCUCAUCCAGCUAACUCUCAUUAUGGCAGCUCAGCUCGUUAUGGCAGCUCAGCUCAUUACGGCAGCAAAGCUCAUCCUCAUCAUGGCAGCAAAGAUGACUCGUUGUGUUUGUACAAAGUCAGGAGUAGGGAUUGAGCCAGAGUUCGCUCAGGAUAUGAUCGGAUUCACGGAAACCGGCUGCAGAGCUGGACUCCACCAAGGCUUGAUUCACUUUUGCCCGCCUUACCAGUGCUUGAUUUGUUUCGACUUGGUCACACUUCUCCACCAAGUUUUCACAAAUUCCUAG
Messenger RNA from Pseudocercospora fijiensis CIRAD86, 336 nucleotides. RefSeq lists its product as uncharacterized. NCBI's taxonomy places the organism in Eukaryota, Fungi, Ascomycota, Dothideomycetes, Mycosphaerellales, Mycosphaerellaceae. The transcript is spliced from 4 exons. The record is from RefSeq and is a predicted model, not a curated record. Bases 1 to 336 code for a protein of 111 amino acids.